Aspergillus alliaceus is the source of this 943-nucleotide messenger RNA. RefSeq names its product lipase family protein. Lineage: Eukaryota; Fungi; Ascomycota; Eurotiomycetes; Eurotiales; Aspergillaceae. The record is from RefSeq and is a predicted model, not a curated record. Gene Ontology annotation, biological process: lipid catabolic process. Bases 14 to 907 code for a protein of 297 amino acids. The transcript is spliced from 4 exons.
CUUGGAAGUCAGAAUGCUUAGUCUCGGGCGAUUGGGGACCGUUGCUGGUCUUUUUCUACUGGCUCAAGCUGCGCCAGCUCCGCUGCGCAGAGAUGUCAGUGCCUCGGUCCUCAGAAACCUGGAUCUCUACGCACAAUAUAGUGCGGCUGCGUAUUGUGAAGAGAACCUGAACUCUACGGGGACUAAGCUGUCAUGCGGAGGUGGCAAUUGUCCCCUUGUAGAAGCUGCUUCUACGAAGUCGCUUGACGAAUUCAACGAAUCGUCGUCCUAUGGAAGCCCUGCCGGAUUUCUUGCUGCCGAUGACACGAACAAACUCUUGGUGCUUUCAUUCCGAGGAAGCUCCGACCUGGCCAACUGGAUCGCAAAUCUGAAUUUUGGCCUCGAGGAUGCCAGCAAUUUGUGUUCCGGGUGCGAAGUGCAUAGCGGUUUCUGGAAAGCGUGGAGUGAGAUAGCCGACGAGAUGAGCGCCAAGGUGGAUUCUGCCCUAUCGAGCCAUCCAGACUACACUCUAGUGAUGACAGGGCAUAGCUACGGUGCUGCCUUGUCGGCGCUCGCGGCGACUGUCUUCCGAAAUGCUGGACGUACGGUUGAGUUGUACAACUAUGGCCAACCCCGACUGGGAAAUCUCGAAUUGGCCCAGUAUAUCACCGACCAGAACAAGGGUGGCAACUAUCGGGUCACUCAUACCGAUGACAUUGUACCUAAGCUACCCCCCAAGCUGCUUGGAUACCACCACGCCAGUCCGGAGUACUGGAUUACCAGUGCCGAUGAGGCAACUGUGACCACGGGUGACGUGACAGAGAUUACUGGGAUUGAUUCAACCAAGGGCAAUGAUGGGACUAGUGAGACUAGUACCGAUGCCCAUCGGUGGUAUUUUGUCCAUAUCAGCGGAUGUACGACGUCGUGAAAGUGUCACCUAUAUAGCCCCAUGCAUGAGACCUAG